Molecule: messenger RNA, 1755 nt
Organism: Didymosphaeria variabile
Lineage: Eukaryota; Fungi; Ascomycota; Dothideomycetes; Pleosporales; Didymosphaeriaceae
Exons: 1
Coding region: 1-1755 (584 amino acids)
Source: RefSeq, a predicted model, not a curated record
AUGAAUCCAGCUGAAGCAGGCUUCGGCAAAAGCGUCCUUUCUGGUACAGUAAUUGAGGAUCUCAGCAUCGAAGCAGGCAAUCUAAGCAUUGACGACGAGCUUGAGUCGCCCUACACCGCAUUCUAUCAUUUCAACGCAGCUCACUCGUAUUGUAUUCACCCCGACGAUGCUUUCCGAGCGCUGACAAACCAGCUCCUACAUACGCAUCGCCAUGACCGAUCCACGAUGGAUGCUGUGUCCUUACUCAUACGCAAACUUCCACCUCAAGCAAAAGCAACCUCGGACGACGUUCUUUCCGUCCUUGCACUUCUUCUUCGACAACACCCAACCUUUCUUGUCAUUGACGGUGUUGAUGAGUGUAGUGAUAUCGACCUAUUGCUUCGAUCCAUUCCAGAGCUUUGCCGCAAGUCUGAUACACGCGUUAUCCUGUUCGGCAGACCGCACAUCAAGAUUCCAAACGAGUAUCACAAGUGGGCUUCAGAUGCGCCUCACAUCAUAUUACUCAACGACAACAGCAACAAUCACGAUGUAACAGCUUAUAUCAUCGAUAACCUCCAUGAGCUUGCCGACCAAGGCUACUUUGGUAUAUCCGUGGACAGGUCAUUGAUCACAGCUAUUGCGAAAAAAUGCAAAGGCAACUUUCUCUGGGCGAGCUCGCUUCUGAGAUUCCUACGAUCGGACGUCAUGACUCCCGACGAACGCUGUGCGAAGCUGGAAAAGCCUUAUGAAUUGAAUGGUUUGGAAGCUAUAUACGCCCACAUUCUAAUAUUGCUCGAGUUGAGACCAGACGCACAAAGACGCUUCACCGCCAGCGUUUUCCGAUUGCUGGCGUUGGGGGUUCACCGGCCGUGCAUGCGAGGAUUCCAAAAAGCUGUCAAUGUCACUCCCGGCGAACGUACUAUCGACUCUGGCCCCAAUUUUGUCAUCAACGAAGCCAUUCCUUUCCUUACAUGCGGCCUAGUGGAAGUCACACCCUGCAACAUGAUAUUCACGCACAAGUCCUUCAAAGAGCACCUUCAGGCUGUUGACGCUCAGACAAGUUCGUUCAGUCUCCAAGAUGAGAGUCUUGCGCACGCACAGCUGGCUGCCACCUGCAUCUCGUUCCUUGCAUUCGACAUCCCUAAACGACCAUUAGGAGAUAACAACCCCCAUGUGUCUCAGCUGUUGCUAUCGACACAGCAGGUACGAAGUAGUGGUACAAGCAUGCAGACGAAUAAAUCUGGCGAUAGCGGAUACAAAUCUAUGUCGUCUGCUCCUUCAAGCUCGCAACACCAACUCGCAGUCCCGGGAUCGUCGACUACACCUCUCUCCUCGCUACAAGCACCAUGCCAGCCAGAUUGGGACGCCGACCUCCCCUUCCUCCGCUAUGCCUCCCUCUGCUGGCCCAUCCACCUAACCCGCGCCCUUACCUCCCCUCCUCCCUCUUCCUAUCUUCCGCCCGGGCCACCUCAGUAUCCCUGGCUCACACCACUCUCAACCUUCCUCACCGACCGCGCCGCAGUGACCACCUGGGUCGAAGCCUCCUGGCGCUACAAACUCCCACCCAACCUUUCGAGACUAGUGCCGUUGUUAGAAGUCGUGAAGAGUAAGACGCCGACGGCUACGGCGGAGGGAAGGGAACUGAGGUGGGUGGUGCAUGGGGUGAGAGAGCUGAGUGAGGGAUUGAAUGCGGUGAGAGAGGGCUGGGGCACAAGGGUCAAGGAGAAUCCAGGGUUGGUCUGGGGUGGAGAGGCGGACGGGGCAUGGUGUAAUUAG